CGAUGUAAUUAAGUAAUAAAAUUAUUUGUACAUAUUUUAUCAGAAUUUAUGGAAAUAAUUUACUUAACUGUCAAUCGCAGUUCUACAUUUGAAAAUUUUAUAUAUAUAGGUAUAUUUGGUUUGCAAAACGACAGGCCUCCCAGGAAAAUGACAAAUCGAUUACGUCACCAGUGGUUGAAAAUGGUGUUGGUCGUCGGGCGUAGUAAAAUAGAUAUUUUCUAAAAAGCCGGGCUUUGUUUUGUCUAAUAAUUUCUUAAAACCAUAACAGUUUUAUAGUUCAUUACAAGAUUACAAGAAACAUUUACUUAAGAUAAACCCAAACCAAGAAUGUCUGACAGAAGAGCUGAAUUAGAACGUAAGAAAGCAAAAUUGCAAGCAUUAAGAGAAGAAAAAGAUCGUCGGAGACGUGAAAAGGAGCUUAAAGAUGUCGAAGAGGCUGCUAAUCGAACAAUCAUGGGUGGAGGUGGGGACAGAAAAGAACUGGACGAAUUGAUGAGGGAAGUUGGAGUUACUCCAGUGUCUGAUGUUUUAUCCAGUAUUUCUAGUGCUAAUUCCCUCACCCCCGAGCAAAGCAGAAAUCAUACGCCCGACACCUCACUUCAACCCAGUAGCUUACCAAAUAACGUCAUUGCUGUCAAGAAGAAAGUACCGCAAUUGAGCGUCGUAGCAGUCCAAAGUACUAAUAUACCCCCAAAAGAAAUUGUGGUAUACACUAAACAGACACAAACUGCUAACACAGGACAUGAUGUCAGGGACGCACAUGCCACUGAUUACUACGAUGAGUACAAUCUUAAUCCUGGUUUAGAAUGGGAGGAUGAGUUCACAGUUUUGACGUAUGACGAUGGACAAGGUGAAGACGAGGAGGGCAGCCUACCACAUCUCGGUGGAUAUGGAAGCAAGCUGCCUCCGGGCAUCCUACCGCACGGUCUGCCCCAGGUGAAAGAAGUUCAGCCUGCCGUGACGGCUGUGGAGCAGGAACAGAAGAAGGAAGAGUUAAAGGAAGUGAGGGAACUUAGCGAAGAGGAGAAGCAGAUGAUAAUCCUUUCGGAAGACUUUCAACACUUCAUGGAUAAGUCGGGAAGAAUUAUGGAAAGGGCUCUUUGUGAGAGCGUCGACAUAUACAUGGAUUACACAGGGUGUUUAGGAGAAGAGGCGCUGGAUGAAAAAUCUCAUCAAAGGAUCUCGUUAAACCGUCACUUUUUCGACGAAAGAUGGUCGAGAAACCGUACCGUGACAUCACUGGACUGGUCUCCUCAAUUUCCCGAACUGCUGUUGGCUUCCUACAAUAACAACGAAGAGUCGCCCAACGAUCCGGACGGUGUCGUUUUAGUUUGGAAUACUAAAUUCAAAAAGACCACACCUGAAUAUAUAUUUCAUUGCCAAAGCGCUGUGUUGUCCACUACGUUUGCCAGGUUUCACCCUAACUUAAUACUAGGCGGAACAUACUCUGGACAAAUAGUAUUGUGGGAUAACCGUGUCCAAAAGAGGACUCCAAUUCAGAGAACACCGCUUUCUGCAUCAGCACAUACUCAUCCGGUAUAUUGCAUGAGUGUAGUUGGCACUCAAAACGCGCACAACUUAAUCAGCAUAUCUACCGACGGGCGCUUAUGCUCCUGGUCCCUGGAUAUGCUGGGCCAACCACAGGAAAUAUUGGAUUUACAUCGUAUGCAGUCGAAGCCUGUUGCGGUUACUUGCUUAGAUUUUCCACAUUCCGAUGUUAAUAACUUUGUAGUUGGUAGCGAGGAAGGUGCCGCAUAUUCGGCCUGCAGGCACGGGGCGAAAGCCGGCAUCACCGAUACCUACGACGGUCAUCAGGGUCCCAUUACCGGUAUUAGCGUGAACGGCGUCCAGGGAGGAAUCGACUUCUCGCACAUGUUCUUAACUUCGUCAAUCGACUGGACUAUAAAAUUAUGGAGUCUGAAGGAUUCCAAACCUAUCUAUUCGUUUGAGGAUAAUGGGGAUUACGUUUUGGAUGUCAAAUGGUCUCCUACACAUCCGGCGUUGUUCGCGGCGGUCGACGGAAGCGGUAGGUUAGAUUUGUGGAAUUUAAAUCAAGAUACGGAAGUUCCCACGGCGAGUAUAAACGUAGAGGGUAAUCCUGCAUUGAAUAAAGUGUCUUGGACUCCGUCAGGUUUGCACGUUACUGUGGGUGACAACCAAGGGAAAAUCUGGGUCUACGACGUUGCAGAGAGUUUUGCCCAUCCAAGACACGAUGAAUGGAAUAAAUUUUUAUACACCACCCAAGAACUGAGGAACAACCAAGUGGAUGAGGAGUUAGAAAAGCUGAAUUACUCGAUUUCAAGUACGUCUCUGACUAGUAUGGGUUCUUUAACGUCAACUCCAAUGCGAUAAUUAGUUUUAAUUUAGGUUUAAAGUAACAUAUUUAUAAUUAUAAAGGAAUUAUUUAUUACAGCUGAAAAUUAUAAAUUGUGUCAUAAAAAAUAUAUUAGUAAAAAAAAAGUGGUAAGGGAUUACUUUUCUGGGGCAACUAAAGUAUCUGUAAUCGUUCUAACAACAAUACACGGAUACCAAGGAAUAAACGAGAGAUAAAAUAAAACAUGGACUGUGAAAAAAAUGAUUGAGAAUUGAUAAUAGAUGUUUCUCGUCAUUUUUUCGAUAUUAUUGUAUAUGCUUUAAAAGAACUAAAAAUAAAUAUUGAUCUAUAAAAUGGAA
Anoplophora glabripennis (Asian longhorned beetle) is the source of this 2673-nucleotide messenger RNA. RefSeq names its product cytoplasmic dynein 1 intermediate chain. The coding region runs from base 328 to 2352 and encodes 674 amino acids. The record is from RefSeq and is a predicted model, not a curated record. Gene Ontology annotation, molecular function: dynein light chain binding; dynein heavy chain binding. Gene Ontology annotation, biological process: transport along microtubule. The transcript has 11 exons. Gene Ontology annotation, cellular component: cytoplasmic dynein complex. NCBI's taxonomy places the organism in Eukaryota, Metazoa, Arthropoda, Insecta, Coleoptera, Cerambycidae.